This is a messenger RNA of Botrytis byssoidea, 1119 nucleotides long. RefSeq lists its product as uncharacterized. The coding region runs from base 1 to 1119 and encodes 372 amino acids. Gene Ontology annotation, molecular function: protein binding. The transcript has 3 exons. The record is from RefSeq and is a predicted model, not a curated record. NCBI's taxonomy places the organism in Eukaryota, Fungi, Ascomycota, Leotiomycetes, Helotiales, Sclerotiniaceae.
AUGCAAGAGUGGGUAGGAGCAACUCCUCUCCAUAUAGCAGCAUAUAACUGUCAUCAUAAUCUAUGUAAGUUACUUCUUUCUGCAAAUGCCGAUGUUUCAGCUGGAGAUUAUUGCACAGGUGCCACCCCUUUGCAGUAUCUAAUUUCUUCACCAUAUUCGAAAGGUAGAAUCGACACCCGGAAGAAAUCUUUGAAAGUACUUUACAUCCUUGUUGGAGGAGGGGCGGAAGAAGAAUUUUCUGGCAACAGUCACUUUCUCGAGAAAACAGAAAUGCCUGAGGAUAUGUUUAGUUAUAUACAGCACCACACAUUCUUGAAGGAGCCCCUAUUCUCGGAAAAAUGCAGCAUUGCGGCAAGAAUGUUAAAACGCAGGAAGAUUCAUGAUAACCAUCAGUGCAUCAGAUCGUUACUAGGCGGGUCAAAAUUAUCGGUUCACGCCAGGCUGCACUACAAUGAAGAAGCGCUAAAGGAAUUUUUCCAGGUCCUGUGUCUGGAGGUCACCAGCUUUAGGAAUUAUAAGUUUAAAGAAGAAUUUUCCAGGGGUACUUCUUAUUCAACUCCUGAACACCAACCAUGGGAAGAAUUUCUACGGGAUUUGAUAGCAGCACAGGUUUCUCUCCAUGAGACUGGCCAUUGUGGACUUACACUUCUACCGAAGAAUUUGGAAGACACUGUGUUCCAUACAGGGAUAAACCACAGGGAACGGCAAAUAUUUGACUGGAUCAAGAUAUUGCAGUCUUCUGGUAUUGAUCUAGAACAAUAUGGCAACAAAGAACGAACUAUUUUCAAGGUGCAAAAGCGCAGCAAUUUUAAGUCAUUGGUUUCUUUGAGUCGCAUAAGCCGAGUCGACACCUUGAAUAUUCGGCGCUCUGAGAAGUCAGUUCCCACUUAUGAGUUAGGAUUCUCAAGUUUGAUCGGAUUCAGCUACGGUUCUCGUGCUGAGGAUUGGAAAUUUUGGUUCUCAGAACCAACAGAUCAAUUUGCUGGGAAAUUCAGGUCGCUCAUCGAAGAUCCUCCUUUAAUGAACCUCGUUCCAGGCGCAUGGAUCGAUAAGCCACUCUGUACUUAUAGUGAUACUUUCCAAAGUCCUUUACUGGAUAUAAACAUCAGACUCAGCUGA